Debaryomyces hansenii CBS767 is the source of this 531-nucleotide messenger RNA. RefSeq lists its product as uncharacterized. The transcript has a single exon. The record is from RefSeq and is a predicted model, not a curated record. Bases 1 to 531 code for a protein of 176 amino acids. NCBI's taxonomy places the organism in Eukaryota, Fungi, Ascomycota, Pichiomycetes, Serinales, Debaryomycetaceae.
AUGGAUUGGAUAGAAACUACUAGUGGGAAUAGGAUUUCAAAGAAAUCGAAAAUUUUCGGUUCAAAUAGUAUUUUAAUCAACGGUAAUUGUACUAUCAAUGAUGAGGUUUUAUUACAAGGAGAUGUCAGGAUAGCUGGUAAACAACAAGCGACGAUUCAGAUUGGCAAAUGCUGCUACUUGGGUACCGGUGCCAAGAUCACACCGCCGGUUCUAAAAUAUGAGGAUGAAGAGUCCAUACAUGGGCCAUUGCUGAUCGGAGGAUAUACCAUAAUCGGUAAGAAUUCGGUAGUAAGGCUGGCCAAUAUCGGAAGCAGGGUAUUGGUGGAACUGGGGUGCGACUUGGGGAACUUGUCGAUAGUUUAUGAUUGUUGCUUGAUUCGUAGCGGGACUAUAAUACCGCCCAAAAUGGUUAUACCACCAUUUAGUGACGUGAGUGGGGUUCCUGGUAUUGACUUUUGCAUUAAAGAUCUAAGUAAUAGCUAUAAAAAAUUGAUUGAAAUAGAAGCGAGAGAGUUACAAGCUCUAGGAUAG